GCCAUACAAAGAAGUACCAUUUCAACAAGACACCGAUAGAAUAAGAAUCAUGGACUCUCAAUUCGAACCGGAGACUCGGACCUCAAGGAGCCUACCUAUCUUGAGCCCGACAGAGCCUCAUGUUUUUGUUAGCCCAGCCAAAAGAAUCCAUGAAGGCCGGGAUGUUCCCCAGUUCCUCACAUCACAAGCAUACCGGGACAUCGGUAUCUUCGUAAUGCAGCUCAAUAUUGCUAUGUGUCCCAGAAAGUCCUCCAAGGCAGACCAAGUUGAAACAUGGCAGCUUGAUUCGCCACUCAUUCUCUCUGAGCCAGUACGAAAGCUCCAAAAACUCCUGGAAAGCAUAGAUUCCAUAAUCGAAGAGGCCCCCCCUGACACGGGACCUCGAAGAUUUGGAAAUGUAAGCUUCAGGAAGUGGUAUGAGAUUCUUGAAUCAAGAGUUCAAGGCCUCCUCCAAAACUGUUUGCCCAAGGCUGUACUCGAGUUCAUCACUGCCUCGGUGGACGGAGGCUCUGUGUUAGACGAGCUCACCCCCUAUCUUCUUGGCGGGUUUGGUAGUCCACAAAGAUUGGACUAUGGCACAGGUCACGAGCUUAGCUUUUUGGCCUUUGUAGCUUGCAUUUGGAAGCUUGGUGGAUUCACGAGCGAGACGUCUGGUGAUGGAGCUUUGGAAAGAAGUAUUGUCCUCGGAAUUAUAGAGCCGUACUUGCGGGUCAUCCGUCGCCUCAUUCUUACCUACACUCUGGAACCUGCUGGGUCUCACGGGGUAUGGGGUUUGGAUGACCAUUCAUUCCUGCCUUACGUCUUUGGUUCUUCACAGUACUGCCCCCCCAUUACUGAAAAUGAUCCUAUGCCCGUUGAAGGAUCUCUGUCUGGCUCUCCAAAUCCAGGAGACAUCGCCAAGAAAGCCAUUGUCGAUCGAGAGAGGAAGCACAACAUGUACUUCUCAGCUGUGGGCUUUAUCAAUGAUGUCAAAACUGGUCCUUUCUGGGAACACAGUCCCAUUUUGUUUGACAUAUCUGGAGUCCGCUCUGGGUGGGGGAAGAUUAACAAGGGGAUGAUCAAGAUGUACAACGCAGAGGUGUUGUCAAAGUUUCCAGUAGUUCAGCACUUUCCGUUCGGAUCAUUAUUUAGUUGGGAGCAGGAUCCAAACGCUAUACCUGGCCCAGCUUCGAUCCACACAACAAGCCAGCCAACAUCUCGUUCUACCCCAGUCGGUACAGGGGGAACUCGACUUCCUCCACAAGAAUCAGCUACGGCUCCAUGGGCAAAUUCGAAUGUUGGUGGAGUUCCGGCAACAGCUGCGCCUUGGACACAGGCUCCGACCGUUCAACCUUCAACAAGAGCACCAUGGGCUGAUGGACAUGGCGGAAAGUUGCUGGCGGGGACCGCGAGAACUGCAGCGAUGCCACCGCCUUCGCAAAUACCAGAUGGUCCCAUGAGAGCACCUUGGGCUAAUAAAGGAGAUUCUGGAGGGGGUUGAGGCGUAUAGGGGGAGGGGAGGGGGUAGAAGAAUCGCUAUUAUGAUAGCAGCAGUGAUUUGUAUAAUCACAUAUGGUGGGUCAAUAUGUGGUUGAUUAUACCAAGGUAUAAAACAACGAGCGGUCGUAGCGACCUAGGAAGGGACUUCCAUAUGAAGAACUCCUUCGAUUCAACAAAGAAGUCCAAUGUUUGCAGGAGCGAAGUCCUGCACUACCAUAGCAUGAAGCACUGACUUGACAACGGG
Messenger RNA from Hyaloscypha bicolor E, 1723 nucleotides. RefSeq names its product serine/threonine-protein phosphatase-like protein 2A activator 1. NCBI's taxonomy places the organism in Eukaryota, Fungi, Ascomycota, Leotiomycetes, Helotiales, Hyaloscyphaceae. Gene Ontology annotation, cellular component: protein phosphatase type 2A complex; nucleus; cytoplasm. Bases 50 to 1480 code for a protein of 476 amino acids. Gene Ontology annotation, biological process: mitotic spindle organization. The transcript is spliced from 3 exons. Gene Ontology annotation, molecular function: protein tyrosine phosphatase activator activity; peptidyl-prolyl cis-trans isomerase activity. The record is from RefSeq and is a predicted model, not a curated record.